UAUUAUACCCAAAAGAGUGGGACAGUAUUCUCCUCUGUUUCUCCGUUUAUGUACUCCUUUUAAAACCAGUAAAUCUCUACUGAUACCGCAACCACCCAAAAUGGAUCAAAUUUCCCCAAAACCCAAACAGAUAUUCAUCUUAUCCGGCCAGAGCAACAUGGCGGGUCGCGGCGGUGUAACUAAACACCCGCACCAGCAUUGGCACUGGGACGCCGUUGUCCCACCAGAAUGCCAGCCGCACCCAGACAUCCUCCGUUUAACAGCCGGCCUGCAGUGGGUUCAAGCCCACGAACCACUCCAUGCGGACAUCGACUCCAAAAAAGUGUGCGGGGUGGGACCAGGGAUGUCAUUCGCCAACGCUGUGAGAGAGCGCGUCGGAGUGGUGGCUCUGGUGCCGUGCGCCGUCGGUGGAACGGCGAUUAAACAGUGGGCGCGUGGAGAGGCUUUGUAUGAGACGAUGAUGAAGAGGGCGAAAGAAAGCGUGAAGGAUGGCGGAGAGAUCAAGUGUUUGUUGUGGUAUCAAGGAGAGAGUGACACGUCUAGUGAGCACGAUGCUGAGGCGUACCAGGGAAAAAUGGAGAAGCUAAUUGAAAAUGUGAGGGAAGAUCUUCAUUUGCCUUCACUUCCAAUUGUUCAGGUAGCAAUUACAUCAGGAGAUGAAAAGUAUUUGGAGAAAGUAAGAGAAGCACAGUUAGGUAUGAAGGUACAGAAUGUAGUAUGUGUGGAUGCCAAGGGCUUGCAACUGAAAGAGGAUAAUCUCCACCUAACUACUCAAUCUCAAGUUAAGUUGGGCCAAAUGCUUGCAGGUGCAUAUCUUCAGCAUUUUGCACCAUAAUAACCUCUCCUUACUUUACUUUAAAGGAUUCUCCACUUUUGGUUUUCCUUCUUUUCUUGUUUUGAGAAACAUUUUUUGUUGGCUUUAAUAAAGUUGUUGGUUUGUUUGUUGUAAUUGGUUUUUCAUUUCUGGCAUGUAAAAGUGUGUCAAGGACAAACAAUUUUAGGAAUGGAUGUUCUCUGUAAGGCCAAGCUUUAGGUCACAGAAAGUUGGGUGUA
Jatropha curcas is the source of this 1053-nucleotide messenger RNA. RefSeq names its product carbohydrate esterase, putative (DUF303). Lineage: Eukaryota; Viridiplantae; Streptophyta; Magnoliopsida; Malpighiales; Euphorbiaceae. The record is from RefSeq and is a predicted model, not a curated record.